AUGGAGCAGGUGGGUAAGAUUGUCCCCUGCGAACACUGUGAGACUAACAUGCUUGCCCAGAGCCUCUGUCAAAACAGUUUCCACUCUGAAGAGGCCCAUGGGACCAGGCACCAGGGACAGUCUGGCAACCACCUCUUCUUCACUUUGCCACGUGCCUUCCUGUCCACCUGCUGUCACCGGGAUGCCACCGGGGAUCUGGCAGCUCAAGCCCUGCCAGCGGUGGUCUUCUUGGAACUUGGAGAGCUUCUGCUCACCCCAGUCUCUGACCAGGCUUCAGCCUUGGCCUUAAGCUGCACAUUCCCCAGGGAGCCCCGGCCCGGCCCCGCGUGCCUGCCUGGCUCUCAGGAGCCCGGGAGCCCUCCUAGUGCUGAGGCGCCUUACUGUGACUUGCCCCGUCGCCCCCCUGUACCCGAGGACCCGCUCAGUGCCUUGACCUCCAGCUGCCAGUCCGUGGUGGGCCCAGGCCUUGGGCCAGGGCCCGAAAGGGGACCCCCAGCUGCCCCCAGAAGCAGGAGCCCAGAACUCGAGGUGGCGUCCUUUCUGGAGGGCUUGGCCUUCUCCCUGUCUGGCAGCUGCAACGAGGGCCCCGACUCUGGCACCAGUUCCAGCCCCAACGGUGACACCCCUGAUGAUACCAGCAGCUUGUCCUCUGUGGACUGGGACACUGUUGAGAGGCAGGAGGAGGUCCCCAGCGCGGACGAGCUCGCAAUAAUGAUCCCACGGAGGCCUCAGGAGGGGUCGAAGGCUGACAGUGCCCGAAGGGCUCCGUCUCUCCUUGCCAGGCCUCCUGUGGGAGGAGACACCGCAGGCCCGAGAAAGGAGGCACCACAGAGUGGAGCUCAAAGUGCCAUCCCCCAGGCUUCCUUUCCCCAUCGCUCUGUCCAACGGGACAUUGCCCAGGUUACUUCUACACAACGAGACAAACCCCGAGCCUCCUCUCCUCCCCGAAACACCCAACAGGACAACUCCAGAGCCUCAUGCACUGAAAAGGACAAUCCCAGAGCUUCCUCUCCUUCCCGAACUACCCAUCGUGAUAACCCUAGAACCUCUUCCACUCAACGAAACAAUCCUCAAGUUUCCUCUCCCUCCAGAACCACCCAAAAAGAAAACCUCAGAACCUCUUCUGCCCAACAGGACAACUCUCGAACUUCUCCCACUCGUACGCCCCAACAGGACAACCCCAGACUAUCCUGUUCUCAACGAGACAAUCCCAGAACCUCUUCUCCCAACCGAACCACCCAACGGGACAACCCCCGAACAUCUUCUCCCAACCGAACCACCCAACGGGACAAUCCUAGAACAUCUUGUGCCCAACGAGACAAUCCAAGAACCUCUUCUCCCAACCGAACCACCCAACGGGACAACCCCAGAACAUCUUGUGCCCAAAGAGACAAUCUCAAAACCUCUUCUCCCAACCGAACUACCCAAUGGGAGAACCCCAGAACCUCUUCUCCCAACAGAACCACCCAACAGGACAACCCCCGAACAUCUUGUGCCCAACGGGACAGCCGCAGAACAUCUUCUCCCAACCGAACCACCCAACGGGACAACCCCAGAACAUCUUGUGCCCAACGAGACAAUCCCAGAACCUCUUCUCCCAACCGAACCACCCAACGGGACAACCCCAGAACAUCUUCUCCCAACCGAACCACCCAACGGGACAACCCCAGAACAUCUUGUGCCCAACGAGACAAUCCCAGAACCUCUUCUCCCAACCUAACCACUCAAAGAGAAAAGCCCAGAACACCUUGUGCCCAACGGGACAAUACUAGAACCUCUUCUCCCAAUCGAGCCACCCAACGAGAAAACCCCAGAACACCUUGUGCCCGACGGGACAAUCCCAGAACCUCUUCUCCCAACCGAUCCACCCAAAGGGACAACCCCAGAACUUCUUGUACCCAACAGAACACCCUCAGAACCUCUUCUACCCAACGAGAGAAUCCUAAAACCUCUUGUGCCCAGCGGGAUAAUUUCAAAACAUCUCGUACCCAAUGGGACAACCUGCAGUGCUCUUCCACACCACAGAACAACCCGCACUCUUCUUCCUUGCAGUGGAACAACCUUGGAACCUCCUCCCCUCAAUGCUGUACCCAACAGAACAAUCCUGGACCAUCAUCUCCCCAUCGCUCCACUCAACAGAACAACCCCAGGAAUCCAUCUCCCCACCGUACUAACAAAGACAUUCCCUGGGCUUCCUUUCCCCUCCGGCCAACUCAGAGUGACAGCCCCCGAACCUCUUCUCCAUCUCGCACUAAGCAAAGCGAGGUUCCUUGGGCAUCCAUUGCUCUCCGGCCGACCCAAGGUGACAAGCCUCAGACCUCAUCUCCUGCUAGACCAGCCCAGCAUGACCCACCCCAGUCUUCCUCUGGCACCCCACAGCACAGCUCACCAUCCCGGGCCACCUCUUCCUCCCAUAAUGCAGGCUACCACAGUGCCUCCCGGACUUCUCCUCCUCUGUACCCAUUUAGCCGUGGUGCAUCCCAGACCUCUUUUGACCCUGCCCAGCCUCCAUGUGCUGUGUGCAUUGGGCACCGGGAUGCCCCUCGAGCCUCUUCACCACCUCGCUAUUUGCAACAUGAUCCCUUCCCCUUCUUCCCAGAACCCCACUCAUCUGAGAGUGAUUCUGUCCACCAUGAGCCCCCCUAUAUACCACCUGCUGUAUGCAUUGGGCACCGGGAUGCCCCCCGGGCUUCCUCACCUCCCCGCCAUGCCCAGUUCAACCCUUUCCCCUUCCUCCCAGACACAUCAGAUGCUGAGAGUCAGUCCCUCCAGCAUGAUCCUCCACAGUUCCCCCCACUUGUGUGUAUUGGGUAUCGUGAUGCCCCUCGGGCCUCCUCCCCACCACGCCAGGCCCCAGAGCCCUCCUCCCUCUUGUUCCAGGAUCUUCCCAGGGCCAGCACUGAAAGCUUAGUCCCCUCCACCGACUCUCUGCAUGAGCCCCCCCACAUUCCCACCCCUGUGUGCAUUGGGCACCGGGAUGCACCCUACUUCUCAUCACCACCACGCCAGGCCCCCGAGCCCUCCCUCUUUUUCCAGGACCCCCCAGGGACCAGUAUGGAGAGUCUGGCCCCUUCUACUGACUCUCUGCAUGGCUCCCCCAUGCUGCCUCCUCAAGUGUGCAUCGGGCACCGGGAUGCACCUCGAGCCUCCUCCCCACCCCGCCACCCACCCAGUGACCUGGCACUCCUGGCACUCUCACCUCCACCAGGCAGCUCAGGUGGCUCCCGGGGCUCAUUGCCCCCCGGGGAGACCAGGCACAACCUGGAGAGGGAGGAGUACACCAUGCUGGCCGACCUGCCCCCACCUAGGAGGCUGGUGCAGAGGGAGCCAGGGCAGGGCAGCAACGGGGGCCGCACCCGCAGCCCUGGCCGAGCAGAGGUGGAGCGCCUCUUCGGGCAAGAGCGCAGGAAGUCCGAGGCACCGGGAGCCUUCCAGGCCCGGGACGCGGGGCAGUCACAGCGGCCCGGCCAAGGUCAGAGCCAGCUUCUCCGAAGACAGUCCAGCCCUACCUUCAGCAGGGAGGUGACCAGGUCUCCCCCGAAGCAGGCAGAACCGGCCCGGCGGAGCCGAGCAGAGGCCCCUCACGCCAGAAGCCCCGAGAGGCGCCCUGAGGGGGACCGACGGUUCCAGGGGUCCUCACAGCCCCCCAGGACAUCAGCCAGGACCUUGGAGAUGGAUCAGCGGAGACAGAGACCUCUGGAGAGUGGCCAAGCGGGUCCAAGGCAGCCACUGGGGGGAUGGCAGAGUCAGGAGGAACUUCCAGGGUCCCGAGGCCCUCACAGACACCUGGAGAGGGACUGGUGCAGCCAGGAGGCAGCCCUGGGCCCUGGCAGCUGGCAAGGACUUGGGGAGCCCAGUCAGGGAGCCUCCAGAGCCCCUGAGGGCAUAGGGAGGGGUCCUCCCAGGGAGUCCAAGGAGAGCUGGGUGCAAUGUCCAGAAGCCUGGGAGAAGCACCCUAGUAACGGGCUCCUACAGGAGCUGGCCAGUCCCUGCCCACCAACGAGCCCCUCAAAGGACUCCUGGGUGGGCCCCGCAGAGUUCUCACAAUCCCGGGGGCUUGCGACAUCGGAUGCCACAGGCUGGGGGGCAGUGGGAGUAUGCCCACAGCUGUGUGACCCUGACAGGCAGCCUGAGCUCAGCUGGAGGGACCUGGUGAGCCUUCUCCAGGCUCAGGGCCAGGGGGCCUGGGCGGGCGCUGGGGAGCCACUGCUGACAGCCCGCCUGCCGAGGCUGGACUGGGAGGGCCUCCUGGAGCUUCUGCAGGCCUGGCUGCCCCACAGGGACCCGUCUGGACACUGGGGUGGCCCAGCCAAGUCUUCAGGGCCAGAACUGGGUCCCCCAGGCACAAAAGGUGCCCUGGAGCUAGAGCAACAGAGCCAGCCAGAAGCCUGGGUGGAGGCUCCCCUAGUCAAUGGACACAGUCCCGAGAGCCCGGCCCAGGCGCCCAGCCCUGCCUGCACCUCCACCCAGUGGCCAAAGACCAAAGUGACGAGUGGACCACAGAGCUCGACCAUGGCUGGUGUGGAGGAGCCGGGCCACUUGGGUAGCAGGAGCCCCACAGAGGGCCCCAGCUUGCCUGAGCAGGAGUUCCAACCAGAGGAGCCUGAGGACUCAGAACCAAGCAGAGGCCAAGACUCACUGACUGACCAGAAGCAGGCAGACUCGGUAGACAAGAGGCCAGCAGAGGGCAAGGCUGGGAGCCCACUCAAGGGCCGACUGGUGACCUCAUGGCGGAUGCCCGGGGACCGGCCCACGCUGUUCAAUCCGUUCCUGCUAUCUCUGGGGGUCCUCAGGUGGCAAAGGCCCGAUCUGCUCAACUUCAAGAAGGGAUGGCUGUCGAUCUUGGACGAGCCUGGAGAGUCUCCCUCCCCCUCGCUCACCAUCACCUCUUCUCCACAGUGGAAGAAGCAUUGGUUUGUGCUGACUGACUCGAGCCUCAAAUAUUACAGGGACUCCACUGCUGAGGAGGCAGAUGAGCUGGAUGGCGAUAUCGACCUGCGUUCCUGCACGGACGUCACGGAGUACGCGGUGCAGCGCAACUAUGGCUUCCAGAUACACACCAAAGACGCCAUCUAUACCUUGUCGGCCAUGACCUCGGGCAUCCGACGGAACUGGAUCGAAGCUCUGAGGAAGACCGUGCGACCAACUUCAGCCCCAGAUGUCACCAAGCUCUCCGACUGCAAUAAGGAAAACGCGCUGCACGGCUACAGCACCCAGAAGGGCUCGCUGAAGGCAGGGGAGCAGCGGGUGGGCUCCGAGGUCAUCAGUCGGGGCGGCCCACGGAAGGCAGAUGGGCAGCGGCAGUCCCCAGACUAUGUGGAGCUCUCGCCGCUGACCCAGAGCUCCCCACAGCGGGCCCGCCCUCUGGCCCGUGCUCCCGACCGCCUGGCCAAGCAGGAGGAGCUGGAGCGGGACCUGGCCCAGCGCUCCGAGGAGCGGCGCAAGUGGUUCGAGGCCACGGACAGCAGGAUCGCAGAGACGUCGGCUGGCGAGGGGCCACGCAGGGGCUUAGGCGCCCCCUUGACCGAGGACCAGCAGAGCCGGCUCAGCGAGGAGAUUGAGAAGAAGUGGCAGGAGCUGGAGAAGCUGCCGCUGCGGGAGAAUAAGCGGGUACCACUCACGGCCCUACUGAACCAAAGCCGUGGUGGGCGCCCAGGGCCUUCGAGUGACAGCCACGAGGCCCUGGAGAAGGAGGUCCAGUGUCUCCGUGCCCAGCUGGAGGCGUGGCGUCUCCGAGGGGAGGUGCCUCAGGAUGCCCCCAGGUCCCAGGAGGACAGCCACAUCCCCCCGGGCUACAUUUCACAGGAGGCGUGUGAGCGCAGCCUGGCCGAGAUGGAGGCCUCGCACCAGCAGGUGAUGGAGGAGCUGCAGCGGCAUCACGAGCGGGAGCUGCAGCGGCUGCAGCAGGAGAAGGAGUGGCUCCUGGCCGAGGAGACCGCCGCCACGGCCUCAGCCAUUGAAGCCAUGAAGAAAGCCUACCAGGAGGAGCUGAGCCGGGAGCUGAACAAGACACGGAGUCUCCAGCAGGGCCCAGACGGCCUCCGGAAGCAGCACCAGUCCGAUGUCGAGGCGCUAAAGCGGGAGCUGCAGGUGCUAUCGGAGCAGUACUCACAGAAGUGCCUGGAGAUCGGGGCCCUGACUCGGCAGGCCGAGGAGCGUGAGCACACACUGCGCCGCUGCCAGCAGGAGGGCCAGGAGCUGCUGCGCCACAACCAGGAGCUGCACACCCACCUGUCGGAGGAGAUUGACCGGCUGCGCAGCUUCAUCGCCUCCCAGGGCACGGGCAACGGCUGCGGACGCAGCAGCGAGCGGAGCUCCUGUGAGCUGGAGGUGCUGCUGCGGGUGAAGGAGAACGAGCUUCAGUACCUGAAGAAGGAGGUGCAGUGCCUCCGGGACGAGCUCCAGAUGAUGCAGAAGGACAAGCGUUUCACCUCCGGAAAGUACCAGGACGUGUAUGUGGAGUUGAGCCACAUCAAGACACGGUCGGAGCGGGAGAUCGAGCAGCUGAAGGAGCACCUCCGCCUCGCCAUGGCUGCCCUGCAGGAGAAGGAGGCCAUUUGCAACAGCCUGGCGGAGUAG
Messenger RNA from Orycteropus afer afer, 6579 nucleotides. It is a transcript of the gene TRIOBP, whose product is annotated as TRIO and F-actin binding protein. Gene Ontology annotation, cellular component: actin cytoskeleton. Gene Ontology annotation, biological process: positive regulation of substrate adhesion-dependent cell spreading; actin filament organization. Lineage: Eukaryota; Metazoa; Chordata; Mammalia; Tubulidentata; Orycteropodidae. Gene Ontology annotation, molecular function: actin filament binding. The record is from RefSeq and is a predicted model, not a curated record. The transcript is spliced from 25 exons. Bases 1 to 6579 code for a protein of 2192 amino acids.